Messenger RNA from Branchiostoma belcheri (Belcher's lancelet), 888 nucleotides. Its product is annotated as 15-hydroxyprostaglandin dehydrogenase [NAD(+)]-like. The coding region runs from base 105 to 881 and encodes 258 amino acids. The record is from RefSeq and is a predicted model, not a curated record. Gene Ontology annotation, cellular component: cytoplasm. Gene Ontology annotation, molecular function: oxidoreductase activity, acting on the CH-OH group of donors, NAD or NADP as acceptor. Lineage: Eukaryota; Metazoa; Chordata; Leptocardii; Amphioxiformes; Branchiostomatidae. The transcript has 7 exons.
GUUAAAGGUCACAGCAAGUCUGAAAGAGCACUGAGCAUUUGAAAGGAAAGAAACUUGGAGUUAGCAACAAUCAAAGUUUGGCAACUUUUUAAGAGGUAUACAUCAUGGCACUUAUGGGGAAGGUGGCGCUAAUAACCGGGGCAGCUCAGGGCCUCGGGAAGGCGUUCUCCGAAGCUCUACUGAAACGAGGAGCGAGGGUGGCGAUGUUAGAUAUGAAGCCAGAGGAAGGAGAGCGGACAGGACAGGAGAUGGCAGAAAAGUUUGGACCCGAGAACUCCAGAUUCAUCCAGUGUGACGUGACGGCUAGUGAACAACUGGAUGGUGCCUUCGACAAGGCCAGCUCCCAUUUCGGAGGUCUGGACCUGGUGGUUAACAAUGCUGGCAUCCUGAAUGAGGUACAGUGGGAGAGGUGCCUGGCUAUAAACUUGGAAGCUGUCAUCAGAGGGACCUUUACUGGACUGAACCACAUGAGCACCCAAAACGGGGGAAGAGGGGGUCACAUCAUUAAUGUUGCCUCUAUAGCAGGGUUGCUGAGUUCCAUCCCAGCUGCUCCCGUGUACACAGCAUCCAAACAUGGUGUGGUUGCAGCAUCCAGGUGCAUGGGGCAUGCGAUGCACUACAAACGGCACGGUGUGAGGGUGAACGUCAUCUGUCCAUCCUUCACAGACACCGACAUCGUCAAGGUGACAGAAGACUCCAUGGGCAAGGAUUUUUGGAUGGUACCAAAAACUUAUGAGAAGCUCGGAGGUCUGCUUCCGGUCUCUACAGUUGUGGAGGGAUUUCUCCAACUUGUAGAAGAUGAGACACGGAAUGGAGCAGUCAUGAGGGUGACUCUGGCUAAAGGCAUUGACUUUAAAAAGUACAGAGAAGACAUGUUUUAAACACAGU